AUGAUCGACGCCAUGAAUCACGCCGUCGCCGUGGCGAAGCAACACAAGCCGGUCAAGGCUGACCCUAAACUGAGGCAAGCAUUUGGCGAGAACAACGCUAAUCUAUACCAGCCCGGUCACGUGUGGAUAUUUGGAGGUGGCAACGGCAUGAAGAUGCAGUGCAAGAACGCCUGUGGCAAUGGAAAUUGGAAUGGUAAUGAUAUGACAAACAUCAUUGACCGUCUGACUAGCCAAAUCAUGCUCUUCGGCGACAUGAACGCCCAAUUCGCCCUGUAUAACAACCAGAACGAUAGGGUCUAUGCCAGAUGCAAGAUGACCUUUCUACGCGGUGCAUCAGAUACUUGCCCCGAGUUUAUCACCGGACAAGGUUGCAAUUUUUAA
Messenger RNA from Fusarium venenatum, 381 nucleotides. Lineage: Eukaryota; Fungi; Ascomycota; Sordariomycetes; Hypocreales; Nectriaceae. The record is from RefSeq and is a predicted model, not a curated record.